GCGAGCCCUAGAAGGCGGGAGAGAAGCGAUCCCCAAGAGGGGCUUCCGGAAGCGCGUGGCCGUGAUUGGUGGAGCCUAGGAGAGGGGCGGGACCCCGGCAAUUUGAAUGGGCGAAGCGGGCCCGACGGAGGGUUUGGAAUGGAAGCUGGGUCCUCGGCGCAGCUGAGACGCCAGAUGGCGACGGCAGCCUCAGGUGCUCGUCGCUGUCGUCUAAGCAAGGUAGGAGGUGGCCGGCGCCCUCCUCCAGCUCGAGUAAGGGUGGCUGUGCGACUUCGGCCAUUUCUGGAUGAAACGGCUGGAACGAGUGAACCCCCCUGUGUACGAGCCAUAGACAGCUGCUCUCUUGAGGUUGCCAACUGGAGGAACUUCCAGGAGACUCUCAAGUACCAGUUUGAUGCCUUCUAUGGGGAGAGGAGCUCUCAGCAGGACAUCUAUGCAGGUUCAGUGCAGCCCAUCCUGAGGCACCUACUGGAAGGGCAGAAUGCCAGCGUCCUUGCCUAUGGACCUACAGGAGCAGGGAAGACACAUACAAUGCUGGGCAGCCCAGAGCAACCUGGUGUGAUUCCCCGGGCUCUCAUGGAUCUCCUGCAGCUCACAAGAGAGGAGGGUGCUGAGGGCCGGCCGUGGGCCCUUUCUGUCACUAUGUCCUACUUAGAGAUCUACCAGGAAAAGGUGCUAGACCUCCUGGACCCUUCGUCUGGAGACCUGGUGAUCCGAGAAGACUGUCGGGGGAACAUCCUGAUUCCGGGCCUCACGCAGAAGCCCAUCACUAGCUUCACGGAUUUUGAGCGGCACUUCCUGCCAGCCAGUGGAAAUCGGACGGUAGGAGCCACCCGGCUCAACCAGCGCUCCUCCCGCAGUCAUGCGGUGCUCCUGGUCAAGGUGGAUCAGCGGGAGCGUCUGGCCCCAUUUCGACAGCGGGAGGGGAAACUCUACCUCAUUGACUUGGCUGGCUCAGAGGACAACCGGCGCACAGGCAACCAGGGCCUCCGGCUCAAGGAGAGCGGGGCCAUCAACACCUCCCUCUUCGUGCUGGGCAAGGUGGUGGAUGCACUGAGCCAGGGCCUCCCACGAGUGCCCUAUCGCGACAGCAAGCUCACCCGCCUGCUGCAGGACUCUCUGGGUGGCUCAGCCCACAGCAUCCUCAUCGCCAACAUUGCUCCGGAGAGACGCUUCUACCUAGACACAGUCUCUGCACUCAAUUUCGCUGCUAGGUCCAAGGAAGUGAUCAACCGGCCUUUCACCAAUGAGAGCCUGCAGCUUCAUGUCUGGCCACCCGUUAAGCUGUCUCAAAAAGAACUGCUAGGCCCGUCUGAGGCAAAAAGGGCCCGAGGCUCUGGGGAAGAGGAGCCUGGGAGCCCUGAGCCUGCAGCAGCUCCAGGCCCGGCCUUCCAGAGAUUCAGCCCCCUGCAGAAGCUAAGCAACAUGGACCCGGCCAUGCUGGAACGCCUGCUGAGCUUGGACCACUUGCUGGGCUCCCAGGGGAGCCAGGGGACCCCUCUGCUGAAUACCCCGAAACGAGAGCGAAUGGUGCUUCUGAAGACAGUGGAAGAGAAGGACUUGGAGAUUGAGAGGCUUAAGAUGAAGCAAAAAGAGCUGGAGGCCAAGGUACUGGCCCAGGAGGUGACAGAGGAAGAGGAGAAGGAGAACCCUCUCUCACUAGUUCGACCCCUUUCUCGGCGUGCACUCACAGGGGCAAAGCCACUGAAAAAGGCUGUGGUGAUGCCCCUACAGCUGAUUCAGGAGCAAGCAGCAUCUCCACACCCUGAGAUCCACAUCCUGAAGAAGAAGAAAGGGCUGAAGAGAAAGCUGAAGUCCCUGGAUGCCCCCGGGCCUGAGGAGGAGGAGAAGGUUGAGGACUGCUGGGAGCUACAGAUCAGCCCUGAGCUGCUGGCCCAUGGGCGCCAAAAAAUACUGGAUCUGCUCAACGAAGGUUCAACUCGGGACCUGCGCAGCCUGCAGCGCAUCGGCCAGAAGAAGGCCCAGCUCAUCGUAGGCUGGAGGCAGCUCCACGGCCCCUUUGGCCAGGUGGAGGACCUGGAGCGCGUGGAGGGCAUCUCCGCCAGGCAGCUGCAGUCGUUCCUCAAGGCGAACAUCUUGGGCCUGGCUGCCGGCCGCCGCUGCGGCGCCCCCUGACCGCCGCCUCCUACGUCUUCUCUCAACCCUGUGUAGCCUCGUUCGUGUAAAUACAGUUAUUACUCCCGUG
Heterocephalus glaber (naked mole-rat) is the source of this 2206-nucleotide messenger RNA. RefSeq names its product kinesin family member 22 (gene Kif22). Gene Ontology annotation, cellular component: microtubule associated complex. Gene Ontology annotation, biological process: microtubule-based movement; spindle elongation; mitotic spindle organization. NCBI's taxonomy places the organism in Eukaryota, Metazoa, Chordata, Mammalia, Rodentia, Bathyergidae. Gene Ontology annotation, molecular function: microtubule binding; microtubule motor activity; ATP binding. The record is from RefSeq and is a predicted model, not a curated record.